Molecule: messenger RNA, 3027 nt
Organism: Phytophthora sojae
Lineage: Eukaryota; Oomycota; Peronosporomycetes; Peronosporales; Peronosporaceae
Exons: 3
Coding region: 1-3027 (1008 amino acids)
Molecular function (GO): protein binding
Source: RefSeq, a predicted model, not a curated record
AUGAUCCAGCGCUGCUUCAGGUCGCACCUGCUUCGUCAAGCCUUUCAACGCUCUCGACAGAACGUGCGCUUCACGUUCAACUCGCUGCGGGCGUUCGGUCACGCGCGGAGUCGCCAGCAUUGGCGCAAUGUGGAUUUGAGGAGGCUUUCUCGAGAAGAGCUGAGACUUCUAGCGCUGACACUCAACUUGCCGUCGACGGGCAAGAAGGUGUUGCUCAUCUGCCGGAUUCAGCGCUGGGUAGACCAGCACGUACUGGUCAACGACGUGGCUGCGGAGGCUGCUGCUCGAGCGCUGGAAAAUCGUCGCAAAGCUCAAGGCAGUGUCUACUUCAGCGAAGCGCAUCCUGGAGCUGACCUCGUUGACAUCCGACCACUGCGAGGCCACUACAUCACGAGCAUCGCCGCGGGCUCCGAAUCCGACGCUGUGUAUGCGCUGGAUGGUGCUCGAGGUGCAGCGUGGCUGUGCCGAACAGGAGGGUUGGCGUCUCAAGUGGGGCUCUGCAGCCACGUUCAUCGGCACGACGAGUUCGAGCCAUCUCCGCGUGAAAGUCACUGGCUUGCUACCCCCGUGUUCCUCCACACAUUGCGUACGGAGCACGUCGAUCGCGUUUACGUGGCGCGAGGCCAUGCGAUGGCGCUUGCCAAAGCGGGCGAACUGUUCAGCUGGGGGGAUAAUGCGCAUGGAGCUUUGGGUUUCGCAGCGGAGUCAGCAGCUCAAGUGGCACGGAAUCGAGCGACGGUGGUCGGAGCCUUGGCGAACUAUCAGGCGGUGGCUGCGGCCGUGGGAGGACACCACAGCAUCGCUGUGUGUGAUCAGGUCGCUGGCCAUGACGGCGUGGUCUUCUGUUGGGGCAGCAAUUCACACGGUCAACUUGGUAUCAGCCCGUCCAGUUCCUCUACCAUUGACAAAUUGACCGAUGGCUCGGCCAAGAGAGAGCCAACCACGUUUCCUCGAGCAGCGGUGAUUCACCAGGUGGCCACACUUCGCUCGGUAUCGGUCCGUCUUGUGGCUUGUGGCGUUCUUCACUCGCUAGCGUUGACGUCCGAUGGUAAGGUGUACUCCUGGGGGUGCAGCGAUGGCGGACGGUUGGGCCAUGUUAAACCGUUGAAGCGCAGCAGCGAUGUCGGUGAGCCUGCUCUGGUUAGUGGUGUUCUUACCAACCUCGUUGUACUGAGGAUUGCUUGUGGCGCGUGGCAUAGUGCAUGCAUCGCUGCAGAAGCCUCACAAGCUGAUAGUGGAGCUGGCCGUGUCUUCACUUGGGGUACUGGUGUCUACGGACAGCUUGGCGUAGGGAAGGCUCAAGUCACGUACGAGCCCCAAGUCGUCCGUUUACCUCCGCGUGAGCUUGACGACGAAGUGCUGGCCACGCGACUCGCAUGCGGGACGCACCAUACAGCCGCGUUGACAGUUGCUAAUCGCAUCUUUACGUGGGGAAGCACUCGGGCAUUUCACGGAGUCCCAACUGAGCUGAGACUACCUGAUGGUGAGCGCUUUGGACGCGUCGCGUCACUCGCCUGUGGACGCACAUUCACUGUGUUCAACACGGUUUCUCGAGACGCAGCAAGCUACGAGUGGCCCGAAGUCCCGAGGCUUUGGCGGGAUAAACCGACGGUCAUUCCGCGCUUGGAUCUCUCCAAGCUGCCGACGCCACCGCUGUGUACAUCGAAUCCGCUGCCUCCGUUCAGCAAAGGUGCCCACGUGACCAAGUCCUCCAGCCAACUGCCGUCUCCAGUACGCCUUGAACCGUUCGCCGAUCGAUGUGCUCGAGAAGCUGAGGAGCUGCGUGAGGCCAAACGCAUCGACGAUAUCGACAUCGAAGCGAUUGUCCACCCGCUGUGCCGCUUGUGCUGGCGGUGCAACGGGUUUCAGCCGUCUCCGUUGCGGCUGUGGAUGUGUCGGAAUUGCUCCCAUGAGCGCCAACUGCAUGGAACAAGGAAACCCGGGGUUCCUAUGGGCGAGUAUGAAGCAGUUCGCAAGCUGCAGUGCUUGUUCCGUGCACGGCGAGCUCGACGAGUGAUGCAGCGUGCUCGUGAGCAGCGCUAUCAGCGCAUCUUCUGCAUCGCGCACGACGAGUUCUUCUACUACAACUUGUGGCAGCACAGUAAGUCUUGGACGCGGCCUGCGGAGAUCAGUGAAGACUUCGAAGUCCCAAUCCGUGACCCUGAUGCUUCGCCCCGGAUAUCGCCCCCAUUCACGCCCGUAGAAGCUGCAGUAAAACUUCAAGCUGUAUGGCGAGGCUUCCAGGCUCGACAACUGAUCAAGAAGCUGCUGAGUGAGCGGUACGAGAAGCACUUCGACCUGGAGAAGGAGCGCGUGUACUACAUCCGGAAACCUGGUAUUCCAAGACCUGCCAAGAAGGAGCCGCUGACGAAGUUGUGGGAUCCUCCUCCUUUGCUGCGCAAGAGGUACGACCUUGGUGAGCCUGUGGAAAUCCAGAGAUUAGCCAGGUUCGCCAACAUCGCCCCUGAUGAAGCUGCUCGGAUAAUGCAGCAUGCGUACCGAUGCUAUCGGGGACGUGAGUUCAUGCGCCGAAUUCUGCGAUCGCGGAUCAAGAAACUCUGGGACGCCAUGACGGGAAGGUAUUACUACUACAACGCCACCACUAAGGAGUCCUCAUGGGAGAAACCACGACUGCUACUUCAUGACGGUGACGACGACGACAACCAGGGACCGAAGGUUGGCCGUAAUGAUACGAAUGCCGACGCUCAUGGACGGAGACGACACGCCGUCAAUGUGCGGCCGGAGAAGUUCAACACUGAGGAAGCUGCAGCACGUACAAUCCAGGCACUCUACCGGCGGUUCGCGACGCGCAAGAUGCUGCUGGAGCUGCUUAGCCGUAGCGACACAAGCGAAGACUGCAGAGACUGCGGCAAAUGUCGCGUGAUGAAGCCGCUUCACGUCUACAGCGCAUGUGGCGCACACACCGGGCCAAAGAGGAGCUGCGUGACCUGCUCUUCGACGCGUACGAGAAAAUCUUCGACCCGACAACGGAGCACUUCUACUACUACAACCGCAAGACGGGAGUAG